Messenger RNA from Peniophora sp. CBMAI 1063, 1023 nucleotides. NCBI's taxonomy places the organism in Eukaryota, Fungi, Basidiomycota, Agaricomycetes, Russulales, Peniophoraceae. The record is from the annotation of a GenBank genome assembly.
AUGUAUCUCAAAACGAAGAUCUUCCUUACCGGUGCGACGGGGUACAUCGGAGGUGCCUGUCUCCAGCGUCUCCUUGAGGAGAGCAGCUUCCAAAUAACUGCUCUUGCCCGAGAUGCUGAGAAAGCGCGCCUGCUGAACGGACUUGGCGUAGCGACGAUCGUAGGGUCACUGGAAGAUAGUGAGCUUUUGGCCGGUGCAGCUGCAGCCGCGGAUGUCGUUUUCCACACAGCUGACGCAGACCAUCUACCCGCGAUUUAUUCUCUACUCCGCGGCAUCAUGCGGAGCCGCCAUGAUGAAACCAAGGAGGCGGGCAUUCUGAUACAUACAUCUGGUACAGGGACCCUGCGCGAUGAGGCCAGAGGAAUGUACAAGUCCGAACGUAUCUAUCACGACGACAGAGUCGAGGAAAUUGAAUCACUGCCUCCCACGGCAGACCAUCGCAAUGUUGAUAUGGAAAUCGUCAGGGCCGACCAGUCAGGGUGUAUACGAAGCUACAUUGUAGUGCCUUCGACCGUUUGGGGCAUACUGACUGGGAGACUGGUCGAAUUGGGCAUCGCGCACGCCCAUUCCCAACAGAUGCCAAAUGCCAUCAAGGCAAGCAUCGCCCGCGGUCAGGGAGGGAUGGUUGGCAAGGGUCUCAACGUCUGGCCUCACGUCGAGAUCCGCGAGCUCGUGGAUAUGUACAUGCUCAUCCUUUAUGCUGCUCUGGAAGAUCACGCACCACACGGACGCGAAGGUUACUUCUUCGGAGUAAACGGAGAGUACCAACUCCUCGACGCGGCUCGAGUUUACACCGCAAGACUACACGCCCUGGAUAUGAGUCAAACGGCCGAUCCUGUGACGUGGUCAAGAGAAGACAUCGAGAAGUACUUACGAGGUAGUGAAUAUGCCGGUUCGAACUCGCGCGCACGGGCGGUACGAGCUCGCGCUCUAGGGUGGAUGCCUGUGAGAGGGAAUGCAGAGUUCUACGAUGGCAUCGAGGAGGAAGUGGAGUCCAUCGUGCGAGACCUAAAGCUCACCUGA